Messenger RNA from Arachis ipaensis, 1153 nucleotides. RefSeq names its product translocon-associated protein beta (TRAPB) family protein. Gene Ontology annotation, cellular component: endoplasmic reticulum. The record is from RefSeq and is a predicted model, not a curated record. NCBI's taxonomy places the organism in Eukaryota, Viridiplantae, Streptophyta, Magnoliopsida, Fabales, Fabaceae.
CUCCGCUACACGCAUCCAAAAGUCACUAACCCUAGUAGUGUCCUUUAUUCCUCGUUGUUUUAGUUUUAUUUGACACUGGUUUCCAAUUCCGGAUCCAAACAGACCCUUGCAUAUAAACCACAUAAACCAGUCUUCGCAUCUAAAGAUCCAUCUUCUCCAUCGUUGACCCUCUCUCUUUCUCUAUCUCCGUCUCAUCCUCUCUCCAAUGGCGGAUCCAAUGAUGAAGGCACUCACCGCUAUAGCUCUGAUAGCAUCGCUGUUGGUGUGUUCCUCACUUGCUUCCUCCGACGUCCCUUUCAUCGUCGCGCACAAGAAGGCCACGCUCAACAGGAUCAAUUCCGGUGCUGAGAGGGUUUCCGUCACCAUCGAUAUCUAUAACCAAGGAACCUCGACUGCAUAUGAUGUAAGUCUAACAGAUGAUGGCUGGCCAAGUGAUAAAUUUAGUGUAAUCAGUGGUAGCACCACAAAGUCAUGGGAGAAGCUUGAUGCUGGUGGCAUCCUCUCCCACACUUUUGAGCUUGAGACAAAUACAAAGGGAGUAUUUGCUGGCGAACCAGCUGUCAUAAAAUUCCGUGUUCCCACAAAGGCCGCUUUACAGGAGGCAUUAUCAACUCCCAUAUUGCCCUUGGAUGUUCUUGCUGAUAGACCUCCUGAGCAGAAGUUUGAAUGGGCUAAGAGGUUGCUGGCUAAGUAUGGAUCUCUUAUCUCGGUGAUAUCCAUCAUUGUUCUGUUUGUGUAUCUGGUUGCUACACCAUCAAAGUCCAGCACAAAAGGAAGCAAGAAGAGGCGUUAAUCAUCGAAGAUUAGGACAUCUUGCAAUCGGAAAAUUGAAAGGGUGUAGAGCAUGACAUUCUGUCAGUGGUCAGUAUUUCCGUAGUUAGAUCAAAAUGAUGUUGGAAUUUGUCGAAUGGAUUCAGAUGUUAGCGAGAGAACUAAUUUUGUUUACGGCAUAGCCUGAAUAGUUGUUUUUUUUUCAGUUCCCACUGUAUGGGAUGGAUGUUAGCAAGCAAAGUUGUAUUUACUGAUCAUGAUAUCUGGAAAGCUGUUUUUGGUUUGAAUGCCAUAUAUUUAGAACUCUCCAUGGAUGAAUCAUAGGCCACAGUAUGAAAAUCAAUUAUUUCCAAUGGCCUUUUUCAUCCUUCCCUCUAGUCUA